GCAGCUGGUUGUCUUUUUACUUUCAGUCUGAGGACCAGCAGAGUGUUCUCACAACCAAGCCCGAAGGAUUUUAGUCCAUUUUUCUGCAGCUUUCUUACUUUUAAAGCCAAGAAAAAGAAGUCGUCUAAUGCCUACAGUUUCAUCUAACCACCAGUGUGAGCGAACUCCAGUUCAAGCUGGCCUCUGCUCUGCUCCCAUGGCUGAUUCUCCUCUUAACCACUCCUGGCCUUCCUUCUCCAGGCUCUGGAUGAAGAGAUGGUCCUUCAAGAGAGCGUCCGAGUGCAAGCCAUGUAGCCAGACCUGUGGGAAUCCCAGCACCCAGCUUGGUGUCCAGGCUCCCACUGGGAAAGGAUCGUCCUCUUCAUUACCUCCGGCCUCUAUCACAGAGGAUGUAUUCACUGAUAACACCAGUGAUGACCAGGAUGCAUCUUCAGUAGUCAGUGACUACGACUGUCCCUGUGUGGAGGCGGGCAGCAGCCUAGAGGACCUGCAGGGCCUCAGUUCCUCGCUGAUAGACUCGGAAUACUUCAAAGACCUGCAGGGAGAAUCGGUGGCCUCACAGGCUAUUGCAUCUACAGACACCGCAGCAUUCCCAGAAAGCAACGCACAGCAAACUGUUGACUUGCAAGUGUCUAUAAACAUAAACAGUCAUACCAAAAACCAACCUAAGCGCACGGCUCUGACCACACACUUCCUACAGGUCAUUGCACCAUCAUUUCCUCCCUAUGAACAACUUGCAGAUGAACCUCCCUCUGACUCUGAAGUCGCCCAGCUCAGUCCAAGGCCGCUGCAGAGUUUUGCCAUUGACAGCGAUGACUCCACUGGCUCUGCACUCAGUCUGAACUGGACACUUGAUCUAAAUGGACUACUAAGAUCCGUGGAAACAGUUAAACCAGCUCAAGAACUGUACGGAGUAAAGGACCAAGGCAAAAUGGAAUUGGAUGGAGAGCCAGACAUGGACAGCUUUCCGAUUUUGGUCAGAUCCCUGUCAACGUCACGAAGGCACAGCUGGGGGGUCCCUCUGUCGCCCAUCAACUCGGGCAGGAGACUAAGUCUGGACACCGCAGCUAUAGACAGUGAUGAAGACCAAGGGGAUGAUGACGAGCAACAGAACAAUCUUUUCCAGUCCUCCCAGCAGCAGUCUGGCAGCUUCUCUGCUUGUCCCGGAGAUGAGCCAGAUGGUUUCAGUUUGAGGGCCAUCUGUACACCUGGCAGGCAGCUGUAUUCUCGAUCAGAGAUCCUCGCCACCGAUGAAUAUUCCAGAGCAGCGCACAUUUCUCGUGUUGUGCAGACGUCCAAACAGGCCGCCAGGGCCGCAGGAGUGGCAGAGGAGUUUGACCCAGAAGAAAACCUGCACUCUACCGAGGGACAAAGCCAUAUGCUGAUGGUACAAAAAGUUCUGCAGGAGCUAAAGCUGUACUAUGGAGUGAAGCACAGAAACAGCAGUCCUGACAUCAAAGAAUCAGGAAGUGUCACUUGGUACGAGUUCCUCUCCAAUGAGAAUGAGGAAGAGGAGGACCGGGCAGGGAAGGUAGAGAAAGGAACAAAGGUGAAAAGGACCCUCAGCUCCCUAAGGAACAGGGUGACGGGUUCCUUCAAUAAAGAUAAGGGUAAGAACCGAGAAAAAGAGCUGCAUAGGGUGAAGGAGAGAGACAGGGAGGCCAAAGGGAAAGUGUGCAGGACCACCAGCAGCAGCACCAAUGGGCAUCACUUAGUACCAGGCUCCUUCUCCAGCUCUGCUACCUGCUCAUUAUGCAGCAAGAGCCUGCAGAAAAAGCAUGGCCUGCAGUGCAUGAAUUGUGUUGUGAAUGUUCACAAGAGCUGCAAGUCUCUGCUGGGUGAGUGUACCAGCACCAAGAACAAGAGAGAUUCUUACUCGAGGGGUGGCGGAUCAGUAUCUCCUAACCUUGCGCUGAAAGACCGCGACAGGGAGAAGGAUCAGGCAGGCACAGCCACAUCUCAGGCUGCAGAUGGCCACCGAGGGUUUCCCAGCAUCCCAGGCAUGACCGUUAGUUCGUUUGGACCCAGCACUCACCUUUCAGCCAGCUUCAACAGCAGCUUUGGUACCAGCCUCCGUCACCACAGUAGCUCAGGAUCCCUUCCCGGGGACAUGGAUGAAACAGAUGCUCUCCGCUCAAAACGCUGUAACGACGACGCCAUUUCUCUCGCCCCUUCCAUCGCUGAGUCUAUCAUCGUAGAAGAUUCACACUAUGCAGCGGUGCGGGCUGACCUGGAGUCCGACGCUCAGGACUUUGAGGCGGACUCCUGGAGCUUAGCAGUCGACCAGCAGUAUCUGAAGAAACAUUCAAAAGAUGUGGUGAAAAGACAGGAUGUUAUUUAUGAGCUAAUGCAGACAGAGAUGCACCAUGUGAGGACACUUAAAAUAAUGCUGCGCGUUUACGUCCGAGAGAUGAAGGAAAACCUCCAGAUGGACUCUGGCCGACUGGACUGUCUGUUCCCCCGCUUGGAAAACCUCCUCGACCUUCACACGCAUUUCCUGUCGUGUCUCAGAGAGCGGCGGCGAGAAAACCUCGCCUCGCCCAGCGAGAAGAACUACACUAUCAACAGGGUGGCAGACAUCUUAAUCGCUCAGUUCUCAGGUGAAAUAGGAGAGAGGAUGAAGGACUGUUAUGGUGAUUUCUGCAGCCACCACACUGAAGCUGUCAGCUUCUACAAAGAGAUGCUGCAAAAUAACAGAAGGUUUCAGAACCUCAUAAGGAAAAUCAGCAACCUAUCCAUUGUACGGAGGUUAGGAGUGACUGAGUGUAUUUUGCUGGUAACGCAGCGGAUUACGAAGUAUCCGGUACUGGUAGAGCGCAUCCUUCACAACACUGAAGAGGGAACAGAGGAGCAUGAAGAUCUGACUCGGGCGCUGAGUCUGAUUAAAGACACCAUCAAAGAGGUGGACACACUGGUUAAUCUCCAUGAGAAGGACUCCCGGCUCAGAGAUAUACACAACAAGAUGGAGCCAAAGGCACAGGGAAAAAUCAAGGAUGGCCGGGUGUUUCGCAGGGAGGACCUUGCUCAGGGCAGGAGGCGGCUGCUCCAUGAGGGGACAGUCAGCUGGAAAGCUGCCUCUGGCAGACUCAAAGAGAUUCUGGCUGUUCUGCUGUCGGACGUGUUGCUCUUACUUCAAGAGAAGGAUCAGAGAUAUGUAUUUGCUACAGUUGACAACAAGCCAUCAGUAAUUUCUCUCCAAAAGCUGAUAGUCAGGGAGGUGGCCCACGAGGAGAAGGCCAUGUUUCUCAUCUGCGCCUCCUCAAGCGAGCCAGAGAUGUAUGAGAUCCACACCACCUCUAAAGAGGAGCGAAACACUUGGAUGACACAGAUCCGGCAAGCUGUCGAGAGUUGCCCUCAAUCCGAGGAGAGGCUGUUCAGCGAGGAAGAGGAGGCUCAAGCUUCUAGGCUUCGAGAAUUUCAAGAGCGUCUGGGUCAGAUGGAUGCAGUGAUCGCUAAGGCUCUCACUGAGAAACUGCAGCUGUUCACAGAGAUCGCAGAGUCUGUGGCAGGUAUGGAGGACGCGGCUUCUCGGUCAAAACUGCUUCUCCGAGGAGACGCCUCAGACCUCCAGCAGGGGGAGACUCUGCUCAAAGGAGCCAUCACUGAGGUGGAAAACCUGCAGAACUUGUUGCAGUCUGGAGUGAAGGAGGAGGCUCAACCCACAUGGACAGAGGAGGGAAGCAGUUCUGGGGUUCUGCCCAGAAGAGCGGGCACUUUCGGGGGCUAUGACAGCAGCCUGACCAUCCUCAGUAACAAUGGCGGUGUAAAGAAGAGCUUCUCUGGCGAGUCUAGAAACAGAGACAGGAGCCAAAGAGCCAGCUCCGACCCUCUGCUCAAAGACCUCUGUGGAAGCCACACCCUGGAGCAGACGGUUGAUCAGAGCUGCUCCUCUCCUGUAAGAUGGAACCGCAUCUGGUCCAACUCCUUCCCCGAAGCUGAGUUCUUCGACAGAGUGCUGAUGCUCUCCCAGAGGCUUUACAGCCUGCAGGCCAUUGUAUCACAGCAGGACAGUCAGAUUGAGCUGCAGAGGGCCUCACUGACAGAGCGGGUUUCCUUGCCUGGACGCCACAGAGGAAAUGUGCUCCUGGAGCAGGAGAAACAACGGACUUUAGCCCUGCAGAGAGAGGAGCUGGCUUACCUGAACAAGCUCCAGUCUAAGCACAGGCAGGAGCAGCAGCGCUGGGAGAAGGAAAGGGAGAGGCACUGCCAGCAGGUGGAGGCGACCGAUGCCCGGCUACGACAAAGAGAGGAGGAGUGCAGGAAACUUGAGGAACAACUGGCUAAGGAGAAGGAGGAACUGGACAGGCAGAGAGAAACUUAUCAGAAAGACUUGGAGAGACUGCGGGAGUCUACUAGAGCUGUGGAAAAAGAAAAGGAACGCCUGGAAAACCAGAAAAAGAUGAAAAGGAAAACAAUUGAGGUGGCUCCGAUGUCUGGUAGUCUGAACGGGGAGCUCAUCUCAUCCUCCGGUCUCACCGGCUCCACCUGCGUGUCCGAGUUGCCGCACUCCCAGAAGCCCACGGUGCGGGCCAGCCUCUCCAUGGCGCAGGCCGACUAUCCCGAGCGGCCCGAAGUUACUGUCCGGCGGGAGACUGGCUCUUCCACGCUUCCUCUACCGCUGAAGACCGAGGUGCCUCUCCACCUCUUCAGCACCACCAACCAGCAGCACAAACCGGUUGGGGUGCAGCAGCAGAUCCCCACCAAACUGGCGGCAAUCAACAGCGGCAAAGGGAAAGGGAGCAAAAGUGGGAAAGCUUCGCAUCGCACCGACAGCUCUGCCUCGGUGGACAUGAAGCAGAUGCUUCCCCUGAAACUGUCUGCAAGAGAAGACAACGUCCUGAAGGCCAAACGCUCCAUCAGCCCCCAUCAGCACCCCCUUCAGUCACACUCCCUGCAUCACCACGCAGAUCAGCUGAGUCCUCCAGACCAGGCUGGAUUAGAUACCCAACCCACCUCCUCCAUCAGCUCCUCCUACCCUCCAAAUGUGCAGAAGCCCUCCAUGCCUGGCGUGCAGCCCCAUCCUCCCCCCUCCAUGCAUAUUCUCCAUUCUCAGAGCGGCGACUCCCUCCCGUUUCAACCCCACCUGCAGCCACACAGCCUCGGCCCAAACGUCCCGGUGAACGUUCACGGUCCCGGCGUCAGCGUGACGACGCCCUACACCAUCCCUGCAGAAGACCUGAACAAGGAGGAUGUGAUAUUUUUUUAAAGCUCCAGUCGCCCCAGUAGAUAGCACUGAUCCCCCCCCUCUAGUCCAGCCCAUUAGAAGGAGCAACCUGAGUUUUACUUUCAUUACAAAUCCACAGCUACUUAUUGAAGAAGCUUACAUGGAGAAGUUCCCAACUUUUUAAUAACAUUUUUAACUUCCCAUCCAGACUGCCUGUAAUAUUUAAUUUAAUUUUUAAUUUUAUAUACUUAAAACUAUGGGAUGCAAACGUGUCAUCAAACAAAGGAGUCCAGCAUUGAUUUAUUAUUGUUUUAAUAAAGUUUUUAUUAAUCCAAAGACAUAAACGAAAAGCUGAACAGGAUCUGACUGAAAGGAUUGUUUUUUUUAAAUUAUUUUCAACUAGAAGAAGUUCGGUAAGUUUUUGAAAAGCAAGAAGUUCAGUGAAGAAUAACUGCUAUUUACCGCACUCUCCUGUUGGUCCUGGACCACCAUGAAAUCAUUCAUCAGCACUGACCCAACUCUGCCGGAAGUUUCAUUUGCACACUGUAAGAGAAAAAAAACUCCUUUCCAAACUAAUAAAAGAACAUUUUAUGGGGGAAAAUGUUAAGUUGAUUGUACAGAUUUUAAGGUUGUGAAGGUUAAUUGCAGUUUUUGGUACUUGUGUUAAUUGUGCUUCUUUUAAAAAAAAUGUUGAAUUGUAGAUUCCCACCAAUGUUGUUCUGUUUUUGAAAUCUGACUAGUAUUUUAUUUCAGCUAAGGGAGAGCUUGUUUUUUUGGCAAAAUGAGUAAAUAUGUGGAGCGAGAGACUCAAAGAAGACCUUCCUUAAAAGGGAAGGUAAUAAUAGUUGGGGAGUUUUUUCCUUGUUUUAAAGAUAAUAACUCUAAUCUGCUAAUCGUGUUCUGCUCAGGUCAAAAAGGCCUCCAGAGUUGUAUUUAUACAUGUGGUAAAUUUGUGAAACACGGCUGAAUUUGAUCUUAAGGUACUGUACAGAUUAGAAUAAGGCCCUUAGUUUGUCUCGCCAAGGAUGAUGAAAGAAAAGAACUAAUUCUGUUAAGAAACUUUCUGUUGCCUGUUCUAUUGGACCUGCUUUAUGUUGCAUGUACUGUCUUUGUGCUGCUUUUUGAUGUUGCGUUGACUGAGAGCUGUGUCUUCAUGCUGGACUAAAAUUCAAAAACAAAACGGUUAAUCAGAAACAGACAAUGAGCAACCAGAUGGUUGUGCUCUUCGUAGUAGCGAUGCACCGACCAUAACUUGGUGGCCAAAGCUUGGUCUGCUUAUAUCUGUAAUUUAAGAAGAUAUCGGGACAUUAGAAAAGAUUUUUUGGGACUUUCUGCCAGAAGCUUUCAUUAAUUUGUUAUGAAGGAAACAGAGGAAAUGUCACAGCACGUGUGAGAGAGCAGUUGCUGGAAAACAAGAUUUUAAUGUUUCAGAACGAAGACAAAAUGAUCAUGGAGUUUAAAUUUACACAGGUUUUAGCAUCUUAUAUUCUAGGUAAUUAUGGCUAGCGUUUGUCAGCUUUUAGAUCCUUAUUUAACACUGCUGACAUUAAUCCAGACAAGUUAAAGCUCACAAGGAUAAAAGAGAGAUGAAGUCUCUUCAGCUCUCUGGUUAUCUGCCACAAGUCUUGCUCUCUCUCGCUCUCACGCAGCUGAAACGUACAGCAGCCAUAUGUCAACAUUUUGCAAAAAAUACAGUUUUCUUUUAAAUAGCUUCCUGCAUCUCUGUGCUUUCGCUGAUUCAUGUUUAAACGCCUAAGUGGGACCAAAACUAAGUCAUCUUCACUCAUUAACAGCAUCCACACUGAAGUGUUGCUGUCAAACAACCUGGUGGUGUUCAUGGACGAAGCUUUCGGCUGGUUGGAAAUUCAAAACUCUUUAGCUGAGCAGGAGUCACUGGUUUAGGAUGGAUUAAGCUGAAAAUCUGGUGAAUCCAAUCAAUUUCAAAGUUAAUGCAAGAAGUUCCUGUUUUAAGCUUUUAUCACUGGACUGUAUUUUGCUGGAAAGGUUAAAGUUCACAUUGGCAGUUUUACUGAUUACUGAUAUUUCAUUUUGAUGAAUUUUUUAUGUUUAAAAAAUUUCCAUUUCUCUUAAUUUGAGAAGAAACUGUGGCGCUUUCCAUCAUGUUUUACUCUCCGCAGACAGAAACUAAGCUCAGUAAGAUGACAGCAGAGCGUUUUGUUUAUACCGUGUAUAUUUUUGUACAUACUGUAUAUGAGCUACGGCUUUAUCUCCCCUCCUGUUGCUUAAUUUGUUCAUUUGUCAUGAACCUGGAUGUAAAAAUCAAGCGGAAGUCUGUUUCUGUGUACACUUUAAAUGCACCCACACGCUGGUGUGUAUGCACAGGACGCUACACCUGUGGACACUCUUGGCAGUAGAUGAAACCAUAAUCAUUUGUUGCUGAAAUUGAAGGCGGUCUCCUCACACUUGUUUGUGUUGUUGGAUUGAAGAUGAUGUCCACUGUCUGUUGGCUCUCUGGUACAACUCAUGGUUGAGGUUUCACCAAGAUUAUGCAUCAGUUAAAAAUAUAAUUGUUUUAUAUAUUUUGUUUUUGUGGUUUAAGCCAAAGACACAUUCAGCUGACUCUGUUCCUGUCUGUGUUCUUGCAUGAAGGAUUCAAGACACUGUGCUGGUUGUGUGGUUAUCCACAAGGUUUAUUUACUUGCCUAUAAAAAAGAAAUCCUUCAGGGAGUGUCCAUAACAAUUGUUUACAACGUAUUUUAGUCCAGAACACAUCCCGCGUUAGGUCUGGUUUUUGGAAACGUGUGCUCCCUCAGCCAAAUUACAGAUCACGCCUCAUGUGGACGGUAAAUAUGAUGAUAAACCAGUUGGAUGUCAGUGGGAUCAGUAGGUAUGGGCUGGUAUGAGUUUCUCACCUCAAAAAAACAUGUACACCAUGAUUUAAUUCCUAAUAUUUAAGACAAAUGCUGUUGCUGCUAUAAUACUAUAGAAUAUUUAUUAGCAAUGUUUUGUUAGAUAGGCUAAAGCAACAUAUAGAAUAAACACCUGCUAAAUCUAGUAUUUGUUUCCAAAUGCUAAUUGAGCUGUAAUAUUACACAUUCUGCCGUUCUGCUCUUGCUAGAAUAAAACCAGCAUUACCUGCUGAAAUUAGCUGCCUAGUCAGGCUAUCUGCUCAGGUAGCCAGCCUGCACUCAGACAUGCUGUUUGUAGCUUCCUAACUGUAGCUUUAAAACAGCGUUGUCUUAAAGGGGGGGGUGGUACUCUUUCAGUUUCAAUCCCCAUGUCCGUCUCUGCUUUUUAACCACUGGAAAUAUUUUCAGGCAAUGGAAUUUGCAUUUCUUCUAAAUGUUUCAAAAAAGGCAAUUGCUUUCUUUCAGCCAGCUAACCAGCAAUGAGCAGCAGCAGCCAGUGAGGGAGGGGGCAGCGCAGCAUCACGCUGUGCUCUUUACAGCUGGAGAAAACUAAUUCCUCCAGUACAUUUUUCUGGAAUCUCAUUGAAAUGAUUGUAAACUGUAGAAAUUUACGACGUAGCUUUUUACAAUUUUAUGAAAGCCUUUAAAACAUUGAUGCCUCAAACCGGCCCAUGCCAAGUGCCCGUAUUCUGGCGUACUCCACAUUUAUAAGGUGUUAUGCUUUUAGAAAAUGUUUGUUUAUAGAUGUGUUUAUGUGCUUGCUCACAUACGAAGGAAUCAUUUUAAAACGAUCCAACCUCCAGGCUCUUCCAUACUCUCAAGGGCAUCAUUACUGAUUUUAAGCCAAAACUAAGCUUACAGACGACAGCUCUUUGUCUAUGGUGGUAAUGACCAUGUCUUGUGGUCAAGAGUUGAACCUUGAGAUGGGAUUGUUUUGUCAAGGCAGUUCUCUAGGGUGAAAUAAUGUUAUUGGGUACGUUCUUAGCUCUGUAGCAGAACCUGUGUAAAAGCACUUCAGCUUUGCUCUGGAGUUUGGUUAUUAAACCUCAGUGGGUUGGAGGCUCCCAGCAGGUGCCACUGCGCUGAUCAAAUGAAGUCUUAAAAGUUGCAUCACUGCACUCAAACGCUUAAUGUAUUUGACUUGUAUAUUUCCUAAUGCCGCCACUGUGUUUGUGUUUGUCUGCGUGUGCUAUAAAGCAGAAGAAGCAUUUUAAACUGUUUCCAUGCACACUUGCUGGACCUGUAAUAUGUAAAUAAUCAUGCAAAAAAUUUUAUUUCCUCUGCCAAUUUUACACUAGUCACUUUGUUGGAUAGUAGCAUACUUGAAGGGGAAAAUAAAUGAUUGUCUGUUGAUGUUUUCUGUAAACUUUACCUGUUUGUACCAAUACUUAUGACACCUGUAGCAAACAGCUAAAACUGAUUUUGGUACCUUUAUUUUUUGUUUGUUUUAUUCACACCGUCACAUUAGAGACCUGUGAGCACAAAUUGCUGCCUUAGAGAAACCUAGUAAUAAAAAAAAAAUUCUCAAAAUAA
This is a messenger RNA of Girardinichthys multiradiatus, 9567 nucleotides long. It is a transcript of the gene arhgef18b, whose product is annotated as rho/rac guanine nucleotide exchange factor (GEF) 18b. NCBI's taxonomy places the organism in Eukaryota, Metazoa, Chordata, Actinopteri, Cyprinodontiformes, Goodeidae. The record is from RefSeq and is a predicted model, not a curated record. Gene Ontology annotation, molecular function: guanyl-nucleotide exchange factor activity. The transcript is spliced from 33 exons. The coding region runs from base 128 to 5206 and encodes 1692 amino acids.